AUCUCGCGCAGUUCAGUGAGUUCAGUAUAAACACAAAUCAAAGAAUCAGCUUCGGUCUCCAUGAGACUUUGGAGAGCGGUUGUCGGUUUUUUUUCUCGGUCCUCCGCAGUCUCCCCGCGGUCUCCGCCCCCCAGUCUGCCUGAAUGGGAACACCCAGAGCGGGAUCCCCGGCGUUCCUGGCAUCCAUCCCAAACACAGCACCGCCGGACAAAACAACGUCCUGCUGAAGCGUGUUUCAUUGAGAAAAGCGGCGUAUUGCAGAUAACAUAUUUGACUGCAAUGUUACACCUGCCGCAGGAUGUUGUCUCUAGAUCUGGAAACUGAUACUACUGCGGAGGACACAGCGCCAAGCACCCCAGAUGGUGGCGCGGAGACACCGGCCAGUCUCGAUGUGCUGGAAGAGCAAUGGCCAAUAAAGCAGUCCCUAAGUGCCUCUAUGUGCCGUGAGACGCAUUGGCGAUGCCUCCUCCUUUCGCUGCUCAUGUACAGCUGUCUGGGUGCCGUGACCUGGUGUCAGCUCACCCAGGUCACCAAGCUGAGCUUCGAUUCUUCCAGUACUUCCCUCACAGCCUCAAUGAACUCUCUCAGAGGAGGAGGACGCGCCAUGAUAUACCACGACAGCCCUUGCUCUGACGGUUAUGUAUACAUCCCCUUGGCCUUCCUGCUCAUGCUCUACGCCGUUUACCUCAUGGAGUGCUGGCACUGUCGCGCCCGCAGCGAGUUACAGUGCAAGGCCAAUGUAGAGAGUGUGUAUGACAGGGUUCUGCGCAUGCGUCAAGCCCGACCGUGCGUAUGGUGGAAAGCCAUCAGUUACCAUUUCGUACGCAGGACUCGACAAGUAACGCGUUACCGGAAUGGAGAUGCCUACACGACCACGCAGGUUUAUCACGAGCGUGUUAACACACAUGUGGCCGAGGGCGAGUUUGACUACAGUCGCUGCGGAAUGAGAGACGUCUCGCGCAACUUGCGCGGACUGGAGGGUCACGCGGCGACACGGUUGCAUUUCUCCAAGUGCUUCAGCUUUACAGGAGCAGGACCUGAAAAUGCUUACCUCAAUCAACGAGCCAGGUUCUUCUCGGAAAUCGAGGGACUGGAUGACUACAUGGAAGCCCGUGAAGGCAUGCUGCUGAAGAACGUCGACUUUAAAGAGCACCUCAUCGCUUACGUGGAUCCCGACCAAAUGCCAUGGUACACCUCGCGGGUCACCUUCUGGUUGGCGGCUCUCCUCAUGCUCUCCUGGCCACUGCGAGUUCUGAUCGAGUACCGCACGGCGUUUGUGCACUACCAAGUCGAGAAACUCUUCGGACUAGAGUAUAGCAACAACAGCCCAUCUCCAGACGCCGACGCCACCUCGAGAAACACUCGCUACGGCCUUCCGAGAGCAGAAACCGUUGACAGUACGGAGCUGGAAUGGCACAUUCGCUCAAACCGCCAGCUUAUACCAAGCUACUCAGAGGCCAUGCUGAUGAACCUGGGGACUUCUGGGUCAAACCACAGAGACAGCAUUUCCUCCAACCACUUGCUGUUGGACAGCUGCUCGGCGCAGAGCUACGGGACACUGGUGCAGAACUGUGAGCACUGUUGCCAACAUGAAGGCGGGCGAAGACGGCCGACUAUCAGCUCUAGCUGUUCUUCCAUCUUCUCCCGCCACACCUUCCACUCCCGUUUGUCCCUGGACACCUCGCACUUCUCACUGUGCCGUAUGUAUGGCUCCAGGCGCACCGUGGGACUGUGGAGGAGCCGCAGUAGUACACUUACAGAGCGCUGCUGCCCCGAUGAACAGUGCUGCAGGUCUUACACCAGUCAGCUUGCGCUUAAUGACAGCCCGCCAAACUACCAAGACGCCCGCUUUUUCCCAGUCCUCAUUGUACAUCGGCCUGAGGGCUGUGGGGACUCCUCUGAGGUGAGGAGAUAUUAUGUUCGGAGAGGCUCCUGUUGUGUGGAGACUUCGGUUUAAAGUGGCUUGACGUGGUCAAGCUGACUAAUUCAGCGAUAGAACAUUAUUAUUUGCACUAUGCAGAAAGUGAACUUGAUGGCUGUUGCUUGAUGCCGAACUGAUGAAGUGUAUUCUCAUGAACUUUGUCUUGCUCUAACAGCUAACAUGUGCAAAAUUAGAAAUGUGGCUUAUUCAGUGCAGCACUGAAGACUUUUAUGUUUACAUUUUGAUUUCAAUUAAAGGGCUGGAUUGGAAUUAUCAAUAAAUAGAACCAGCUUUUCAUACUAUUUAUGAACAGCUGGCUGACAGAUAUGCCAGCUUUAAUAAAUUCAUAUAAAAAAGAAAAUCUUUCAACACAUUUCACAUAUAUUUUACGUCAAAAACAUGCAUUGCUUUUAAUAAAUGUUUGUGGUCACUGAAGGAAAGAGUUAUAACUGCUGACUUGCUCUAAGAGAGAAAGAGAGAAAAUAAAAAAUAAUAAUAGCUGCCAUUUUGCCUUUGUUACUAAUCUGAAAUGUUUUUUAAAGAAAAAUAAUUAUAUAAGUUAUAUAUAAACAUAAGUUUUAUUUAUGAACACACACACAUUAUAUAUAUACACACACACAC
This is a messenger RNA of Onychostoma macrolepis, 2542 nucleotides long. Its product is annotated as transmembrane protein 151B. The record is from RefSeq and is a predicted model, not a curated record. The transcript has 2 exons. The coding region runs from base 299 to 1957 and encodes 552 amino acids. Lineage: Eukaryota; Metazoa; Chordata; Actinopteri; Cypriniformes; Cyprinidae.